AUUUAAUGUUUGUUUGAAUUCAGUGUUAAUUGUAUUCAAAAUUAAUUGCAAAACAUUUAAUCAAAUUUAAUUAUUUGUAAUAUUUAUCACUAUUUUUAUACAAAAAACUGUCAUUUGAUUUUUUUGCGAAGUUUUUGGUCAACAAAUGAUAAGAAGCGAUGAGUUCUUCAGUUUCGUAUCACAUCUCAAAUCUGUUGGAGAAGUUUGACCUGCUGCUGACGCUCUUCUUUCACCAAGCGUACGAUAACUUCGACAACCUCCUGUUCUUGCCGGAGGUCCAGAACCUGGCCGUCAAGUGUUUGGGGCCUCUCGUCAACAAAGUGAAGGAAAUACAAGUGGAGACCAUUGUGGAUACCCUCUGCUCUAACAUGAUCUCCAACAACGAACAGUUGCGCGACAUCUCCAGCAUUGGCCUCAAGACAGUUAUCGCCGAACUGUCGCCCAAUUCAACCGCUUUGGUCUCAACCAUAUGCAAGAAAAUCACCGGUCGUUUGGCUAACGCUAUCUCACAGCACGACGAUAUGGGUAUACGUCUGGAGGCACUGGAGAUACUGUCAGAUCUGUUGAAUCGCAAGCCUUUGGAAAACCAAAAUUGCUACACAACAACGCAACAAUUGUAUAGCAGAGUCAUUGAGUUUCUCAUCGAUGAAUUGACCAAAAAUGUUAACGACAUCAACAGCGCUAAGACUUACAUCCAAUGCAUUACUGCCAUCAGUAGACAAUCGGGACAUCGAUUUGGCGAGCAUUUAGAGCGAGUGAUGCCAUUAAUCACACGCUUUGGAAUAAAUCUCCAAUUCCUGUUCUUUGUUCUUCUUCCGCUACUCAACUUCCUUCAGACAGAGGUUCGCAAGCUCAGUAAACAGGCGGCGACAGGAUUUCUCUAUAGUAGAGUACACGGCUGGCAUUCCUCUAAUCUAUGCAUUUAUUUUUAUGACCCGAACUAUAACUACGAUUCCGAUGGUAUGGAUGACGAGGACAUGGAAAUGGAUAACGAAGAAGAAGAGGCGGACACUGACGGCAGUUAUAGCGAUGACGACGAUAUGAAGCGUGAAGAGAAUGUAAAGGUAGACAUAUUCAACGCAUACAUAGCGCUACUGAAACAGACGCGAACAGUGGUGGGCAGCGGCGGAACCGGCGGUUGUGACAACUCGUUGGAGUACUCGAACAACAUCUCGACGAUCGUCAGAGAACAGGUGCCUUCAAUAGUCAAGUCUCUCCACAAACAACUGCGUGAGAAGAGCAUCAAAACCCGUCAGAGCUGUUUCUCACUGCUCAGCGAACUCGUCAGCGUAUUGCCCGGCGCUCUCACCGAACACAUCUCUAAUCUCAUUCCCGGCGUUCUCUACUCAUUG
This is a messenger RNA of Medioppia subpectinata, 1352 nucleotides long. NCBI's taxonomy places the organism in Eukaryota, Metazoa, Arthropoda, Arachnida, Sarcoptiformes, Oppiidae. The record is from the annotation of a GenBank genome assembly.